UACCGUUUUAGAACUCUGAAAAUGUUUUUGCUCUAUUUGACACUGAAAUGAUAUUUUGCAAUGCUCUUUACUGGACAGACCGUCCCUUUCUGCCAAAACCUUUACCGGAAUUCCUUCACUUAUCACUGCCUUCAAGAUGACAAGACUUUGCAGUUUGAUGAUGCAAUCCAGUUUCUAGAACAGUGCGAGAGGGAUAAAACACGAGUUCUUGUCCAUUGCAUGUCAGGGAAGAGUAGGUCAGCUGCAUUUGUGAUAGCCUUCUUGAUGAAGUCCAGAGGCUGGCGACUUGCACAGUGUUAUCAAUGGGUGAAAGAACGAAGACCACAAGUUCAACUGGCUGAUGCGGCACAGCAGCAGUUGAUUGAGUAUGAGCAGAAACUUUUCGGCUCCAAUGUUGGUGUGGCAGCUCAAUCUUUUGCUCCAACAGAUUCUACUUUCCCUUCACUUGGAUUUGGUUUCCCAAAACCAACAGGUGACAUCCAGUUGCCUACCUUCAAUCAGCAGACUCCAGCCUCCAUCUUUGAGCGGGUCAGCUCGAACAACAUCCCAAGUAAUUUCACAUUUGGAGCUGAAAAAGUUUCCGAAGUGAAGCUUCCAGACAGUGGUAAUGUCGGUGUGGCCAACUUGUCCGGGAGUGAAAGCAUGAUGGACAGCUCCUAGGUCGCUUUUUAAACAAUAUAAAUGUAUCAAUCGAUGCAUCAAGUCAUGUUUCUUGGGAUAGUUUAGAUUUCUAGGUAGAAAGGUUGUAAAUUUUUGUAAUGAUUUCUACACUAUGUGCAAGUGUUUCGUCCAUUGAUACGAUCUACACUUUAAGAGGUCUCAUAUGUGCUUCUAUUCAACUUCUGUAUCGUAAUUCACAUGGAACUGAAGUUAUGCUGGAAAA
This is a messenger RNA of Lolium rigidum, 883 nucleotides long. RefSeq names its product protein-tyrosine-phosphatase IBR5-like. Gene Ontology annotation, cellular component: nucleus. The transcript is spliced from 4 exons. Gene Ontology annotation, biological process: protein dephosphorylation; negative regulation of MAP kinase activity; abscisic acid-activated signaling pathway. Bases 61 to 660 code for a protein of 199 amino acids. Gene Ontology annotation, molecular function: MAP kinase phosphatase activity; protein tyrosine/serine/threonine phosphatase activity. Lineage: Eukaryota; Viridiplantae; Streptophyta; Magnoliopsida; Poales; Poaceae. The record is from RefSeq and is a predicted model, not a curated record.